AUGGGUAAAGGACUCGCCAGACUCAUUGGCUCCGGUAUUGCUUUUACUUCUGAAGCUGCCCAUGCAGCCCGACACCGAAACAAAGAUUCUGUGUCAGUUUCAGAGACCCCUCGCUCUAUCUCUGGCGUAGAAAGCGAUUGUGGGGACUCGGUCGGUGCAGAUAGUCGGACGACUUAUACAGUCGGCCUCGAAGGUCGUGCAGAGCUACCCAAUCGUGAGGGCCGCUCAGAGUGGGGCAGCGAGAAAGGGCUCCCAACAGGAGAUGAAGUUCCACCAUACUCACCCGGCUUGGAACGACAGAGGGAUAUAAACAAAGCGAGAUGUUCAUCGGAAGUCGAAGAAAAGAGAGGGUACCACUCUUUUGAGACAGGAAAAGACACCGAAACCCCCACUUUCGAUACCAGAAACGACCGUGAGCGCUCGAUGGAUGGAGAUGAGGCUGCCUGGCAACUCGACGAAGCGACCGAAGAAUUCGGAUUGCCCACAUAUGAUCAAACAGAAACUCACCCUGGUCCGAAAGGUGCUCAGAAAGACUUCGACAUGAGUGUUGAUAAUGACCCCGAUGAGAUUAGUGCACAGGACUCUGAAGAUGAGAAGGCGAAGAAAAGAGAGCGCAUGAUUCGCUCACUCGUGGCACUGGCUGGGCCACCACCAGCUCAACCGCAGCGACUCCCAUAUCCUGUAAUUAUUCCUCAACGCAGGCCUGGCGCGAAGAAGCGAGGAUUUGUGCGUGCAUAUGCGCCCGUGUUGGCCGACUGCGGUAUCAGCCAAGAUGUGUUCUUGAAGUUCAUCAGCGACUUUCAUAAAGCUAGUCAGGCUUCAAUGUGGCUCCAGGUCAUCGUUUGCGCAGCCAACAUCACUGGCUUCUCCCCUUCAUUAGCAGUUGCGUUGACCGCUGCAGCUAUCCAGAUUGUAGCGGACACAGCACAGCAAUUUCAAAUUCGUCACCGUACCAAUAGCUACCUCGAUAGGGCAAACCAAGAGAUCUUUAUUCCUCGUGGUCAAUACGCGAUGAUCAUGAAAUUUACGGAUCAGCCUCCCAAGCUCACGAAGAAGCAGAAGCAGCAAAGAGAACAGGAUUCGAACUCCCCUAACUCGGAAGCUAAUCGACUUGGCCAACUCUUCUCAACCGAGCAGAUCAAUUUUAAUCAAUCAGGAGCGACAGGUGAGGUCAAUGCCGGCCUGUCUCAGCCCGAAAGACCUGAAUUCGAUGCGGCAGCGACAAUUUCAAAGUACACUCACAGCAAGGAGCACCCACAAAUGAACGCAUGGAAGCAACGCAUGCAGCAUUAUCGAUUGGGAGAUGGCGCAACUAGAGGCGAAAUGCAGCUUCCGGAGUGUGCACCGCUAGUUUUCCCGGAGAUUGACCGAGCUGCUAUACGGGUCAGAGAUGGCCUGGAACCCAAGUCGACUUUCCAGAGUGGAAGAACCUGGGUUCGGGACUACAUCGAUCGAAAGUCCCAGGCAUCAUUCGAAGCCCAGCAUCAGGGUUCUGCGCUGGCUGUUCCCGAGUCCGGACGCAAGGCCUUCACUUCACGCUACAAUGACCCCAACCAUCCCGUGAAUAGUGGAAAACUUCUCACGACCUUGAGCGGUGGCUUGUACCAGCCUAAGCCAAGUCUAUUUGAGCGUGCUGGGGCUGCCAUCAAGGAAUCCCAGGACAAGAAGCGGGCUGCUCAAGGUCUUCCCCCGAGUGAAACCUGGAAAGAGAAGUGGGCCCGAAAGAAGAAGGAAACUGGCAGUAGAAUUAAGAUCCUUGGGGAGGAUGUGAUGUAUCUGAUGAUCGUCAACAUGCCUACCGAGGAAGAGCUGAAGGAGUCCGUUGCUAAGUUACAGUACCUCGCGCAGCAGGGAGACCUUGGAAGGGAUGGGACAGGAGGGAUGGCUCUCGGCCUUGAUGUCUUUGAUGUCACUGAAGUAGUAGCGCUGGCUGCUAAUACUUAG
Messenger RNA from Penicillium roqueforti, 1944 nucleotides. RefSeq lists its product as uncharacterized. Bases 1 to 1944 code for a protein of 647 amino acids. The transcript has 3 exons. Lineage: Eukaryota; Fungi; Ascomycota; Eurotiomycetes; Eurotiales; Aspergillaceae. The record is from RefSeq and is a predicted model, not a curated record.